Molecule: messenger RNA, 620 nt
Organism: Monopterus albus (swamp eel)
Lineage: Eukaryota; Metazoa; Chordata; Actinopteri; Synbranchiformes; Synbranchidae
Product: lymphoid-restricted membrane protein-like
Exons: 6
Coding region: 78-482 (134 amino acids)
Biological process (GO): chromosome localization to nuclear envelope involved in homologous chromosome segregation; spindle assembly; telomere localization
Cellular component (GO): meiotic nuclear membrane microtubule tethering complex; lateral element; chromosome, telomeric region
Molecular function (GO): dynein complex binding
Source: RefSeq, a predicted model, not a curated record
AAAUAUUUUAGGAGAGAGAAAACCAGACUCUCAUUGCCAAGAUUGCUUCUCUUCAGGAAGAGAACUUCAAGGUCACCAUGGAGACAGACAAGCUUCAGAGGAGAAUAGCGGAGCUGUGUGACAUUAAUGCUGACCUUCAGGUGCAGAUUCACUCUUUUGAUGCUGUUGUUGAUGAUAAGGAAGCAGUGAUACUGGAGAAAAGCAGACAAAUAGAUGAGCUGAAGGCAGCCAUGGAGGAAUACUCCUCCAUCACAGAGCUGCUGAGAGCAGAGAAGAGCAAACUGGAGAACCAGAUGCAGAUGAUGGACCAAGAUCUGUUUGGGGCUGGUCUGCCCAUGUCUAUGGCCUACAGGAUAAACCAGAAUUGCUCAGGAUCCCUACAAACAGAGUUGGCUUUGGCACAGUCACCAGUGGAAGUCAGCACUCCCCUACUGUCCAGCACUAUGGCUGUCUUUCACACUUGCUUACCUUUUUAUUUAUGAUGUUCUUUCUCCUUGCUCUCAUUCUCAUAUGGGGCUUCUUGCACAUUCUGCACACAAUACAAAGCACAGUCUGACAUUAGAUGCUGUUCUUCACAUGCACAAUGCAGCUUUCUUUGCAAUAAAUAUACUGAUGGUAAC